This is a messenger RNA of Pararge aegeria (speckled wood butterfly), 1769 nucleotides long. Its product is annotated as phosphatidylethanolamine-binding protein homolog F40A3.3-like. The transcript is spliced from 5 exons. NCBI's taxonomy places the organism in Eukaryota, Metazoa, Arthropoda, Insecta, Lepidoptera, Nymphalidae. The coding region runs from base 170 to 757 and encodes 195 amino acids. The record is from RefSeq and is a predicted model, not a curated record.
AUGAUUUGACAUUUGUUAGGUGACGUUACGUUACCGGUGUUCGGCAUUUUUAUCUUUUAACAAUUUAUCGAAAUCAAUUAAUUAACUCACUAGAAACUGAGUACUGCUUACGUUACAUAUUACAGUUCCAGCUAAAGUGUAAUUCGAAAAGACUACAGCAGACAGCACUAUGGUCAAUUUUAGGGUGCUAGCGCGAGGCAUGUCGUCGAUUGCGAGAGCCUUCGAAGCAAACGCAGUGGUGCCUGAUGUCGUCUUCAAGGCCCCGGAGAAUGUGGUGACGGUUAAAUUUCCGAGCGGCGUCGAAGUCAACAGUGGAAACGUUCUUACGCCGACCCAAGUGAAAGAUGUUCCAAGUGUUACAUGGGCUACCCAACCUGACACCUUCUACACAUUGGCUAUGACUGAUCCCGAUGCGCCAUCACGCAAGGAGCCUACCUUCCGCGAGUGGCACCACUGGCUGGUCGGAAAUGUUCCCGGCAACGACAUAGCGGCUGGCGAAACGCUCUCUGCCUACAUCGGCUCCGGCCCACCGCCCGGCACCGGCUUACAUCGCUACGUGUACCUGGUCUACAAGCAGCCUGGGAAAAUUAACUUUGACGAGCAACGCCUGCCCAAUAACUCGGGUGACAAACGCGGCGGAUUCUCCAUUUCGAAGUUCGCCAAAAAAUACAACCUGGGUGACCCUCUUGCUGGAAACUUCUAUCAGGCUGAAUACGACGACUACGUGCCCAUCCUCUACAAACAGCUCGGGGCGUAAACAUAUACCAUAUAACAUUCAACCCAUUUAAGUAACCCAGAUUAGAAAAAUAUUUCAUAUUCUAAACGCUCUUAAUUAUUUUAUACAUAGAACUACAGUAAACUGCCGGUUCAACUCUCACAUUCACAAAUAUUACUAUGAAAUCUUCCACUACAUCUUAACGAGUAGGUUCCACCAAUCAAAAAAUGUUCAAAAGAUGAUUACUAUCACGUCAUAUUUCAAUAAUCUGAUUGGUUGCGUAAAGGUUUUUCCAUCGUCACUAUUACAGAAGACUAUAACAUGAUUGCAUAUCUGCAUGCCUGAGAGUUCUCCAUAAUGUUCUCAAAAGUGUGUGGAGUCAACAAAUCCGCACUCUUAACCGAUACUCAUUGUGGGGGGAGUGCCUUAAUCACAUCCUACCAAGAAAAAGUAUUUUUACCAAUAUUCUAUCUUGUGAGAGAUGAAAGCAUAGCGUGGUUUUAACACAUUGAUUAAACUAAAUAUCGUAUACAUACUACAUUCGGUAUUUUAAAAAACAAGCAUACUGAAAUAUAAAAGAUUUUCGGACGAUGUGCAGAUACUAAAAUGAAUAAGUAAUAACUUAAUUUAACACCAUAAGUUAGGCUUUUAAAGUUUUAUGUAUUAUAUAGUUAAGCUAAAUACAAAUAAGUAGAAGUCUAUAACAAAUAAUAAUUUGGUUUAAUGGCAUUUAUUUGAAAGCAAUACUACUAAAAAAUAAAUUUAAUAAUUUUUAUUUACGCGCGUACCUAAGUGUAUAUUGGAACUAUAACUAUAUGUAUAAUAAGAUUUUUAAGUAUACUUAGUUAUUUUAAUAAAAUUCAUCAUACUGUUAGGUAGAGAUAAACCUAAUUUUAAGACUGAAAUUGUUAACUUGAAGUUGAACAUUGGGAUUGUAUAAAAAAAAUAUUUUCAAAAUUUUUAAUAGAGAUGUAUCUAGUUUUGUUUCUUAUUGAGACGUUUGCCUUGGCUCGUAAUAUUUUUCUUUUCCAAUAAAUGUAUGAUAUAUGUUAAC